Daphnia carinata is the source of this 1204-nucleotide messenger RNA. RefSeq names its product replication factor C subunit 2-like. Lineage: Eukaryota; Metazoa; Arthropoda; Branchiopoda; Diplostraca; Daphniidae. Gene Ontology annotation, cellular component: DNA replication factor C complex; nucleus. Gene Ontology annotation, biological process: DNA-templated DNA replication; DNA repair. Gene Ontology annotation, molecular function: ATP hydrolysis activity; DNA clamp loader activity; ATP binding. Bases 100 to 1134 code for a protein of 344 amino acids. The record is from RefSeq and is a predicted model, not a curated record. The transcript has 11 exons.
UCUCUUACCAGUGACUAAUUUUCUUCUGUAGGUUCUGUAGUUGAAUUUGAAUGUUUAUGGACAUUGAAGGUGUGGACAUACUCCUUAAGCUUGCACGAAAUGGAAAUAGACGUUAAAGAAAACUCCCUGUCAGUCGAUCCAACGAAAAUUAGUGGGAAGAAAGACAAUAUGCCAUGGGUAGAAAAGUAUCGCCCAGUAACUUUCAAAGAAAUUGUUGGCAAUGAAGAUGCAGUUGGCAGAUUGGAAGUUUUUGCAAGAGAAGGGAAUACUCCGAAUAUCAUAAUUGCUGGGCCUCCUGGUGUGGGGAAAACAACCACAAUUCUUUGCCUAGCUCGCACCCUGCUUGGACAAAACUACAAAGAUGCUGUAUUAGAACUUAAUGCAUCAAAUGAAAGAGGAAUUGAUAUUGUGAGGAACAAAAUCAAAAUGUUUGCCCAACAAAAAGUUACUUUACCAAAAGGCAGACAAAAAAUAAUUAUAUUGGAUGAAGCAGACAGCAUGACUGAAGGUGCCCAACAGGCUCUCCGACGUACCAUGGAACUGUAUAGUAAAACAACGCGGUUUGCAUUGGCCUGUAAUACUAGUGAUAAAAUUAUAGAGCCGAUUCAGAGUCGAUGCGCCAUGAUUAGAUAUGGAAAAUUAAGUGAUGCGCAAAUUCUUGCGAAGAUGAUAGAAGUUUGUCAACUAGAACAUGUCAGUCACACCGAUGAUGGACUAGAAGCAAUUGUCUUUACGGCACAAGGGGACUUACGACAGGCAUUAAACAAUCUGCAGGCAACAGUACAAGGCUUUGGUCACGUAAACAGUGAAAAUGUUUUUAAGGUAUGCGAUGAACCUCAUCCCAUGUUAAUCAAAGACAUGAUUGACCACUGCGUAAAAGGAAAUAUCGACGAUGCCUAUACGAUUAUGGCGCAUUUGUACGAAUUGGGAUAUGCAGCUGAAGACAUCAUAUCCAGCGUGUUUCGAGUGUGCCGAAAUCACACCCUUCCAGAAUACAUUAUGCUUGAGUUUAUCCAGGAAAUAGGGUUAACGCACAUGAAAAUAGCUCAAGGGCUGGGUUCGUUACUGCAAAUGUCUGGCUUGCUUGCGCGAUUGUGCAAGCGAGUGAUCGCCCCUGAAAAGUUUUCCAUGUGAGCCUCCUGUUCAAAACAAAUAAAGUAAAACUUUUUGUGAAAAAAAAAAUAAAAACAGAAAAAACAGCCCA